CCAUAGAAACCCUAACUAGCUUGUUGGAGAAGAUGAGCAAAGAACACGGCAAGUUGAUAUUAGAAUUAAAAGCAGAAGCGAAUCGUCAUUUAGAAUUUUUCAUUCCAUUGCACAACAUCAAAACUCCAUCCACUGAAAAUGCUGUUGUUAACAAAAAGAAUCAAAAAGAGAAACAACCUGCACCUUCUUUACCACAGAACAACCAUUCAAACGCAUCUCCAUCAUUUGCAUAUAGUGCCCAAUUUCAAUGGCAGUGUUCCCCGUACAUGUAUUAUGCUCCUUUUAGACCUUUUCUCUUCAUUCCUCCAGUCUUGCAACCCUUGCAAAUUCAUAGUAAGAAGAUGCAUUGUCAUUGCCAGAUUGAUCUCGACACAAUCGUCCGCCGUGAAGAUACAAGGACUACUUUAAUCAUUAAAAAUAUUCCUAACAAGUACAUUUCAAAGAUGCUGCUUUAUGAAAUCGAGGAGAAUCACCAAGGGACUUAUGAUUUCCUUUACUUGCCAAUUGACUAUAAAAGUAAUGGUAAUUUGGGUUACGCUAUCAUCAAUAUGCUCUCUCAUUUACACAUGCUCCCCUUUUAUAAGGCUUUUCAUGGGAAGAUAUGGGACACACGUUUUGGCGAACACGUUAUUUCACUUGAAUAUGCAUGGAUUCAAGGAAAGGACGCACUCGUGACACAUUUUCAGAACUCAGGCUGCGUUUGUGAAUUCUGUUGGCCAAUCCUCUUUCAUUAACGGGGGCCAAGAAAAUAAUGAUCAAGAGUUUGUUGGCAAUGCAAAGUUUCUGGUUUGACAUUGCUUCUGAAAUGUCUUGCAAAUGGCAAAAAUAACAAGUGGAUUUCAUAUUGAACAUGU
Lathyrus oleraceus (garden pea) is the source of this 854-nucleotide messenger RNA. RefSeq names its product protein MEI2-like 2. The transcript has 4 exons. Lineage: Eukaryota; Viridiplantae; Streptophyta; Magnoliopsida; Fabales; Fabaceae. The record is from RefSeq and is a predicted model, not a curated record. The coding region runs from base 33 to 734 and encodes 233 amino acids. Gene Ontology annotation, molecular function: nucleic acid binding.